AAGGAGAGUGAGAAAAUGGAGGCCUACUGGAUGACGACGCAGCGCCUCCUCCAGCACGGGAUCGAUCCAAUCGUGAAGCGUCCAAAGCUCACGGAGGCGCUGCUAAAGCGCCCGCCAUUUCGAUUCCUCCACGACAUCGUCUCUGAGGUUACGCGACGCACCGGGUUUGCAGAGGGACUCUUCGCAGCCGACGAGCUUGCUCCAUUGGAGCUUAAGGACAAGGACGCUAAGUUGCGUUAUCUCACGAAGAUCAUCAACUGCGUUGGCCUUACGCUAAAUGCGAACGUUCCAGUGCGUCCAGCCAAGAUUCUGGCUGGGCUGGAACCCGAGCAAACCAACGUCUUCUUGCAGAUGCUGGCUCAAGCAGCCACUACAGACAGCCAAAAAGCUGCAAAAGCUGUCUACCGCUGUUUAGCUGGAGACUUUAUGCCUUCAUCCGAUCAUAGUGGACUCAUAUCUCGUGAAAGCGCCUCCUCGAGUCAGUCUGUAUCAUCCGAGAAGCUAAGGAGGUCCAUCUACAGUCCUUCUCCCGACGCGGCAGAGCUUUCCAACAAGACGAGGACCCAAGAAGUGGCCACACCACCACAGCCUGUGGAUGCCACCAAGGUACAAGUUAUCUAUUCGCCUGGGGCUGUGAACGAGCAAGAAGAGGAUGCUGUAGCGGAGAGCAUGGCUUCCACAGAGUUGGAUCUCAGCCACCAAGCUCCGAUACAAACUGAGGAUCACGGACUUGGGCAAAUUCCAGGUAGAACCAGCGGGGCUCAAACAUGGAUGAUAAAGAUGAUAAUAUAAGAACAGCGUCCAGGAUGAGGAAUUGUCUGAAGUGUAUACGGAGCCAAGUGGAACCAAGGUCGAGACGGACAGCAAACGCGACGAGUUGCAAAAGUUACGAGAAAGCAUUCAAGCUCUGUGCCAAGCUAUAAGUCCUCUCGGAAAGUUUAUAGACUAUCUACAGGAAGAUGCGGAAGCUAUGGCCAAGGAGUACCAGUUCUGGAUUAAAGAACAACAAAAGCAUGGUGCGGAUCUCGAAAGGGAGAGAUUGCGCACGGAUGAAGUUAUUCAAGCCGAGUCUAGGAAGAUACUCGAUCUGGAGGAGCAGAUCAAACGCCAAGAACAGCUCAACAAUAUAGCGAAAGCUGAGAUACUCAAAAACGACGAAACCGCCAUGGCGUUACUCCAAGCAGCUUCAACAGCCAGGAGGUUAACCAGAGAGACGUGACAAAGUUGUUUUGUUAUAGUGACCCCAUUCUUCUUUUUGUUUUUUGAGUUGACUACUGUUCUAGGCUACUACACAGUGGAAAAUGAUCCGAAAAGGCUACGUCUCCGUGAGCGAUGGCCAGAUUCACUAUCGCCGCGCCGAUCCGGAAGGGAAUUCUCUGGGAAGUUUUCUUCUUCUCCACCAGCAUCCAAGCUCGUCAAAGAUGUGGGAGCCCGUCAUGCCAUUGCUGGCAAGUCGAGGAUACCAAGCAGUGGCGAUAGACAUACCAGGCUAUGGCGAGUCCUUCCACUGCGAAGUCAGCCUCGAGACCAUCACGAGGUACGUCUUUGAAGCGAUUCCCUUGCUAACUCUCUCGGAGCCAAGCAUUGUCGUGGGUCAUCACAUUGGAGCAGCCAUAGCGAUGCAGCUUGCGGUGGAUUUCCCGGAGAGUGUGAAGAAGCUGGCACUGUGGGGGGUCCCGAUUCUAGACGAGAGCGUGAAGAAGUUGGUGCCGGAAGCUCCAGACUUCGAGGACGAGGAUCUCAAAGCCGUGAUAAAGUUCUGGAAGAUCAGGAACAAGGUGCCGGGAAAGCCAAGCUACAAAAUGCCGCCGCACGCUCGAGCUUCGAGGCUGCUGGAGAUGCUCCAGAGCAAUCCCAGGGCGCGGGAGCUCCCUCUUCUUCUCAAAGUCGAGAGCUUGGUGGACAGAAUCACGCAGCCGACACUUUGCAUGUGUGGCGACCACGAGCUUCUCAAAGAUGCUACCAUCAAAACAUCCAAAGAGCUUCGCAAUGGAGAGCUUUGCUUCAUCCAGGACGGUGGAAUCGACGUCCAGAUCGAGCUCCCGGAAGAAUUCGCGAGCGCUCUCGUCGGGUUUGCGUGAAAGCUCUCGCUUUUCUUCUUUAUGAAUGAAAGAAUCGUCUCUAUGUA
Messenger RNA from Selaginella moellendorffii, 2128 nucleotides. RefSeq names its product TRAF3-interacting protein 1-like. The record is from RefSeq and is a predicted model, not a curated record. Gene Ontology annotation, biological process: intraciliary transport; regulation of microtubule cytoskeleton organization; cilium assembly. The transcript is spliced from 12 exons. Lineage: Eukaryota; Viridiplantae; Streptophyta; Lycopodiopsida; Selaginellales; Selaginellaceae. Bases 16 to 792 code for a protein of 258 amino acids. Gene Ontology annotation, molecular function: microtubule binding. Gene Ontology annotation, cellular component: ciliary basal body; centrosome; axoneme.